Telopea speciosissima is the source of this 1195-nucleotide messenger RNA. RefSeq lists its product as uncharacterized. The transcript is spliced from 4 exons. The coding region runs from base 114 to 1145 and encodes 343 amino acids. The record is from RefSeq and is a predicted model, not a curated record. NCBI's taxonomy places the organism in Eukaryota, Viridiplantae, Streptophyta, Magnoliopsida, Proteales, Proteaceae.
UUAAUUUUCUGCAACUUUGGGCGAAUUAGCUAGUCCCCUCCAUUGUCCCCAUAAGAAACUUGGGACUUGGAAACCGUUUACAGGUUCUGUGUGAAGAAUUCCUGAAUGCGAACAUGAUCUAUAGCAUCUUCCACAAAGCAAUCCAUGGUGGAUCAGGUCAGGAGCUCGAUGAUGAUAAGAAUUCGACCAUGAAAAAGAAAAAGUCUGAAAUGCCAAGUCAGCAAUCUGGGCGUUUUCAAGAUUCAAGUGGGGCUUCAGGGGAGAAACGGUCAGAUGAACCAACCACGAACAAAUCCGCCACACAAUGUACUGUUAUGUGUGUGUAUCUAACAAAAAUUGCAGGAAUGUGUCGCAAUGUUACGGUUACAUGGUGCAAGAAUCUCAUCAACCAUUCUCUAAACAUCUCAGUAGAUAAUCCUGGAGAUAAAGAAACAAAUUACACCUGCAAGAUUGACCUAAAGCCAUGGCAUUUCUGGAGCAAGAAGGGAUUCAAAUCAUUCACUGUAAGUGGAAAACGAGUAGAUGUUUUCUGGGAUCUACGUUCUGCGAAAUUCUCAGGUAGCCCAGAACCAAAUGGAGAUUACUACGUAGCCUUGGUUUCAGAUGAAGAGGUGGUUUUGUUACUGGGAGAUUCUAAGAAAGAAGCUUAUAAGAGAACAAAAUCAAGACCUUCUUUAAUAGAUGCAGUAUUAAUCUGCAAGAAAGAGAAUGUAUUUGGUAAGAAAUGUUUUUCCACAAGAGCUAAAUUUGAUGAGAGGAAGAAAGAACAUGAUAUUGUGGUAGAGAAUUCGAUAACUGGACCAAGAGAUCCUGAAAUGUGGAUUAGCAUAGAUGGGAUAGUGUUGAUCCAUGUUAGAAAUCUGCAAUGGAAAUUUAGGGGAAAUGAGACAGUGAUAGUGAACAAAACACCAGUUCAAGUCUUUUGGGAUGUUCAUGAUUGGUUGUUUAGCAGCAAUGGAUUAGGACAUGGUGUGUUCAUAUUCAAACCAGGUGCACCUGAGUAUAGGAUUGAUCAAGACUUCAAAGAUGGAAGCAGCAGUGUCUGCAGUGGUGAUAGUAACAGUGGGAGUGCAUAUUUCUCCACGCAGAGUGUUCCAACAUCACCAGAUUUUUGCCUGUUCCUAUAUGCAUGGAAGCUUGAGUGAGAGAUGAUGAUGAUGAUCAGUCUCUGAGACUCAUACAGGAUGGGUUUUAU